Centropristis striata (black sea bass) is the source of this 4160-nucleotide messenger RNA. RefSeq lists its product as uncharacterized. Gene Ontology annotation, molecular function: electron transfer activity. The transcript has 11 exons. NCBI's taxonomy places the organism in Eukaryota, Metazoa, Chordata, Actinopteri, Perciformes, Serranidae. Gene Ontology annotation, biological process: cell redox homeostasis; intracellular signal transduction. The record is from RefSeq and is a predicted model, not a curated record. Bases 181 to 1653 code for a protein of 490 amino acids.
AAGGUGCAGUGCAGCAGCAGCAGCAGCAGCUGGGUGAUUUACUGCAGAAUAAACAACCUGCCAGCUACAUAAACAUAUAGCAUGUUUAUUAAAUGAUAUAUUUUAAUUAACAGGAGUAAAAGGAGCAGCUCUGCGGGUUCAAACUCUCCCCACAAGGAAAUAAACAAGGAAGUCUGAAAGAUGGAGGAGAUGGAGAGCAGCGCUCGGGGCCGGGUCACCGUCUACUCCAUCCAGGGCUGCCCUCACUGUGUGCAGGCUAAAGCCACCCUGGGCCGUCUGGGCGUCCCCGUGUGUGAUGUGGAUGUGGGAAGACAUCCGGAGCUCCGAGCCCGAGUCAAGGAGCUGACAGGACGCAGCUCCGUGCCCCAGAUCUUCUUCAACAACGUCCAUGUCGGCGGCAACGACGACCUCCAGAAACUGGCUCCUGAGGAGCUCCAGAGGUUGGUGAACCUGGUGAAGAAGGAGCCUCUUCCUGCAGACGCUCCUCCUCUACCAGAGGAGACUCCGGCUGAGGAAACCACGACUGGAGACACUGAUGGAGAGUUUAUGUGUGAGAGGGAUGAGUUGGCCAACCUGGUAGAGGACCUGAAACAUGGCAGUGUGAUUGGCAGUCAUAGGAGAGGACUGACGUUGUACAAAAAGAGCUUCUCAGGAGACCAGCUGGUCGACUGGCUGCAGAAAGAGAAGGGAAUGGGCAGGGCCGUGGCCUGUAACACUGGCCAGGCCUUGUUGCAGAAGAAGUACAUGGUGAUUGUUCGAGGCUGUGGGCAGCAGGAAGGCUCUUUUGGAGAAGGGAAAGACUCUCUGUACAGGCUGCUGGAGGACGACCCUCACUCAGCCCUCAACGCAGGACAGACGGCGUCCUGCAGCCCCAUCCAGGCUGCUGAGCUCUCGCUGCUUCUUCGGGAGUUGAUUCUGAAACUUUUCUCUGAGCAUCUCUCUGCUGACGGCAAGUCGGUGGACUAUAAGGGCAUGUCGGUGAACCCGGCCUUCGAGCGCUACUGUGAGCUGGCGCUGCAGCUGCAGAGGGUGGAGCUGCUGUCUCUGAGUCGGGAGGAGAAGCUGGCCUUCUUCAUCAACAUCUACAACGCUCUGGUCAUCCACGGCUACCUCCGGCUGGGGGCGCCCACCAACAUGUGGCAGAGAUACAGAUUCUUCAACUAUGUGAGCUACCUGAUUGGAGGAGAAGUUUUCACAUUACAGGACAUCGAGAACGGCGUUCUGAGGGGGAACAGGAAAGGAGUCGCACAGCUGCUGAGACCCUUCUCCAAAACAGACCCACGGCUACAAGUGGCGCUGCCUGAUGCUGAGCCUCUCAUCCACUUUGCCUUGAACUGUGGAGCAAAAGGCUGCCCACCUAUUAAAACCUACAGUCCUCAGGACAUCGACAGCCAGCUGCGUACGGCAGCCGAGGCGUUCCUGGAGAACGACGACGCCUGCAUGGUGGAUUCUGGGAAAAGAGAAGUUCGACUCAGUCAGAUAUUCAAGUGGUACAAAGCUGAUUUUGGAGGAACUGAUGAAAAGCUGCUGAAGUGGGUCCUGGAGCACAUGGGGGACUCUCCGAAGAAGAGCAGCCUGCAGGGAGUCCUCUCUGCUGGGAAGACCAAAGUCAGCUUCCUCCCUUAUGACUGGAGCACCAACAGUAGCCACUGAACACACACACACACACACACACACACACACACGGUCACGUCCAGCUCUGUCUCUGUUUAUCUGUUUUCUACUGAAACAGAAGGUUGGUGGUUCUCAACCAUCAGAUGGUUUUUAUGCAAAACUAAUUGUAAAUAUGAGGGAUUAGAGGGACGUUUGCACUGAACCAUUGAGUCACACUUCUGAUUUAUCGAGCUUUAAGAUUUCAGACUGUCAGCUCCUACAGCAGCAUACGAGCUGGACAGUCCAGUUUUAUUCACUGCAAGAAAAAAAGGUGUUUAAAAACCAGAUCAAACAGUAAAUCUGAGGGAAAUGAUCUUGCUGCAUGGACAGAUAAUUUACCUUGACAAGAUUUAUUAAAUUAAGAUUAUUAAAUCUAGAGAUAAGCAUGUUGAACACUUAAAAUAAGAAAUUAACUCUUAAAACAAGAUAUCAAGAUAUUCAUUUUAAUGUCUGGUUCAACUAAAGGUUCAUUUGUUUGGACAAAUAUAAUGAUAACAACAAAAUAGCUGAUAAGAGUUUAAUUUAAGAGCUGAUAUCUAGACAUUUAUCAUGGUUUUAUUCAUAAUGAUUUGGGUUAUUAUCAAGAAUGUUUCCAUGACUGUAGAUGUAAAAAUGACAACUAAAAAGACACAAAUUGACAAAAAAAGACACAAUAUUGACCAAAAAAGACAGAAAUUGACAAAAAGACACAAAUUGACCAAAAUAUAUGUAAAAAUGACAACUAAAAGGACACAAAUUGACAAAAAAAAGAUACAAAUUGACCAAAAAAUACACAAAAUGACCAAAAAGACACUAAAUUACCAAAAAUAUAUAUAAAAAUGACAACUAAAAAGACACAAUAUUGACUAAAAAAGACACAAAUUGACAAAAAAGACACAAAAUGACCAAAAAAAGAGAUAUAAUGACCAUUAAAAAGACACAAAAUGAACAAAAAAGAUGUGAAAUGACUUAAAAUAGUUGUAAAAAUGACCACUAAAAAGACACAAUAAUGAAAUGAACUCUUAAAACUUUAGAUUUAGAAGUGUUAGAUCAUUUAUCUUGUUUUAAAUGUUAUUUUUUUUAUUUUAAGUGUUCAACAUGCUUAUUUCUAGAUUUAAUAAUCUUAAUUUAAUAAAUCUUGUCAAGGUAAAUUAUCUGUCCAUGCAGCAAGAUCAUUUCCCUCAGAUUUACUGUUUGAUCUGGUUUUUUAAACAUCUUUUUUUUUCAGUGUAGGUUUAAAGUAAGAACUUUAUAAACUUGUAGACUUUGUCGUGCAGCAGCAGUAACCAUGACGACGUCUCUUUCUAAUGUCACAUGUUAAUGUUAAAGUCUGAACACUGGCAGACAAAAUGAUUUCAGAGUCAAUAAACAGAGAGAAAGCCAAACUAAAGCAUACUGUAUAAUAUCUAUAACACAAUCAAUAUGGCUUCCACACAACUCAGGAGUCAUAGAUCAUCUCAGUCUCAUACACUUCUAUGGAGCAUUUAAUCAGAGCAGGAGGAGAUGAUACAGACAAGCCAUAGCAAAACCUUCUCAAAAUCUGAGUUUUUCCUCCAGAACAGCUGAUCAGAGUUAGUUCAAGCAACUCUAAAUUGGUUGAAUUUGACAUAAGAAGUGGAACAGGUCAAUAAAAGUCGCAGCAUUCAUUUUAAUCCUGCAGACUUAAUAGUCAAAGUUUAUUAAAUCCCUUCUCCCUAUUAUGUUAAUUUACUAUAUUCGGUUAUAUAACAACAAUAAUAUUCAUAUAUAUGUAUGUAUAACACAUAGUAAUGUAGUUUAUAAACGUAUUAUUACCACUAUUAACAUACAUAUGCAUAUAUGGAUAUAUAUGGAUAUAUCGCCCAGCCCUAUUAUGAUCAUUUAUCUCCUUUUCUAAACAUUAAUGAGCAGGUAUGAAGCUGUUUUUCAUCCAAAUCCUGAUCUGACCUGCUGCUGCCUCUGAUCUCUGAUCUCUGAUAGUCUAGUCCAGGUGAGACUGGAUCUGAUCUGGUUCACUAAUAAUAAAUAAUAAUAAAUAAUCUCCUGAAGACCCCGUCUCUCUCUGUACACUGUAAAAAAAAAAAGGAGUGUCUAAAAUAAAAACAGUAAAUCUGAGGGAAAUGAUCUCGCUGCAUGGACAGAUAAUUUACCUUGACAAGAUUUAUUAAAUUAAGAUUAUUAAAUCUAGGAAUAAGCAUGUUGAACACUUAAAAUAAGAAAUGAACUCUUAAAACAAGACAAAUUAAAUGAUGAACUGGCCCGAGCAGAGUAACCUGUCUUUUACGUCUUACGUCUUUUUGUAUCUUUUUUGGUCUUUUUGUGUCUUUUUUGCUAAUUUUUUCUGCUUUUUUUGUGUCUUUUUGUGUCUUUUUUGCAGAUUUUUUGUGCCUUUUUUGGUGUUUUUUUUUGUCUUUUUGUGUCUUUUUUUGGUGAUUUUACGUCUUUUUUUAUGUGUUUUUUUUGUCUUUUUGUGUCUUUUUUUUGUGAUUUUACGUCUUUUUUUGUGUUUUUUUUGUCUUUUUUUGUGGGUUUUUUUGUCUUUUUUUGUG